CGGGGGAAAGGAAGCGGGAGAGGGGCGGUCAUCGGAGCAGGCAGCAAGAGAGUCCGGUCCCACCGACCAGCUGAGAGCCAGCGAGGUAGUGGUCACCGAGCAGCCGGGGCUCAGCAUCGAGCCGUCGAGCCCUAGCCGGCGGAAUGGGGGCGACGGAGCGGAGAAGGAAGGGUCGCCGGGGUUUGGCGGAGGAGAGGCAGUCCGGGAGUCAGGCCUGGCGACGAGCGACUCUAUCGCGCGGGAAACCAACAGAGAGAGGCGGAGGAAGCGGAGGUUGAUCAGCCGGAGCGCAGCCGAGGAGAGGCGGAAAUCAGCUAGGAAGAAGAGGCGUCGGGAUUUCGGGGCUCGGGCUGAGAGGAUCAUCACGAGAACGAACUUAGAAGUUGGUUUCAACGGUGAAAGAGGCAAUGAAAGGAGGGGAAUUUGCGAUCGAAAAGGAAAUUUUCAAGGACGUCCUGGUGAUGAUUAUUGA
This is a messenger RNA of Klebsormidium nitens, 472 nucleotides long. The record is from the annotation of a GenBank genome assembly. Lineage: Eukaryota; Viridiplantae; Streptophyta; Klebsormidiophyceae; Klebsormidiales; Klebsormidiaceae.